AGUACACGUGUUUUUAUAUCUCUGAGGAUGUCACAAAAUGACAACCGUCAACCGUAAUGUAAUGUGUAAGUGAAAAUAUCAACAUUUAAAUUUCAUUACCUUAUAAAAUUAUUUAAAAUAAUUUUUACCGUCUGAAGUUUUUGGUAUAAGUUUGGAUGAUAGUAUUAAUUUUAGUUAAAUUGAGUGAAAAUGAACGUAACAGAGAGACGAAAGAACAAAAAUGUUGACAAUAUAUCAUCAAAAAUGGAAAAUGGCGAAUUACCUCAAAUAUUGCCCGAAGGUAAACUUAGAGGAGAUGGGAAAAAUAUUUUACUUCUUUUCUUCCUUUACACUCUCCAAGGUAUCCCGCUAGGAUUGUCAUCAGCUAUUCCUAUGAUCCUACAAAAUAGAGGUGUUAGCUAUAAGCAGCAG
This is a messenger RNA of Leptinotarsa decemlineata (Colorado potato beetle), 411 nucleotides long. RefSeq names its product acetyl-coenzyme A transporter 1. Gene Ontology annotation, molecular function: acetyl-CoA transmembrane transporter activity. Gene Ontology annotation, cellular component: membrane. The record is from RefSeq and is a predicted model, not a curated record. Gene Ontology annotation, biological process: acetyl-CoA transmembrane transport. Lineage: Eukaryota; Metazoa; Arthropoda; Insecta; Coleoptera; Chrysomelidae.